Mytilus trossulus (common blue mussel) is the source of this 2058-nucleotide messenger RNA. RefSeq lists its product as uncharacterized. NCBI's taxonomy places the organism in Eukaryota, Metazoa, Mollusca, Bivalvia, Mytilida, Mytilidae. The coding region runs from base 302 to 892 and encodes 196 amino acids. The record is from RefSeq and is a predicted model, not a curated record. The transcript is spliced from 5 exons.
ACUCUCAAAUAAUAGUUCGCCCAAAUCUACAACAAACUGGAUGUGGAAAAAAAUCAAUGACAACAGCUUGCAACAAAUCUGAAUAAACAGGAUAGAUAAAAUCUUUUAUUUAUGUCGUUCUACAUGAGAGGGCAAUGAUUUUUAAACCCUUUUAUAUACACAAACUUUUAAAUACAUAUACACAAUUAUAUAUAAACUUUAGUAGAAUUGAUAGUUUAAAUUGAGCAUUGCGUGGCAUUUGUGUGUGUACACAUAUAGAUAUGUUUACCAUGUGUGUUAGUUUGUAAAAUGCUAGCUUGUGAUGGAAAAGGAUCGUAUAAUUCGGACUGAAACUGGACCACCAACACAACCUAAGCUUUUAGCAUAUAUACCAGCAGUAGCCAGACUAUGGACAUUGGCCACUCUAGCACUCAUGUGGUCCACAAGCAUAACAACUCUUCAGUUUGCUUCAGGAACGCCAUUAUACUGGGGUUGGUACAUACUAGGAGCCAGUAUUUUAGUAACACUAUUAGAACUAACUUGGAUGAUACAUAAAUGCUCAUGCUGCAGCAAAGAGGGAUGUUGCUGUAGAUGUUGGUCUGUGAUCAUGUGGAUAGAUAACUGGAAGAAGGGCAUUUUAUACUUAUUACUUACUAUACCUAUAUUUCUGAUUGGUACAAAAGUUAUUCUUGGUUUUAUUUCAGGACUAGCAUUAAUUAUAGCAGGACUUUUAUACAUUUUAAAGACGUUCAAAGAAGGGAUUAUUUACACAAUCAGAGAAACACGUUACAUAAAAACCUACACACCUCCAGUAAAUGUAAUAUCAUGUCAUACACAGACUGAAGAGGAGAAAAUAACGUAUGAAGACUUCGAACCAAAUGCUGGAUACAAAUAUUACCGACAGGGGAAAUGAAUUAGUACAAAUUUUCCAUGAAAACAUUACUUUUAGGCUUGGAUUUUACAAUCAAGGGAAGUAAUUCAUGAAAGUGAUCCAUGAGUUUUUAACAUUGACUCUGAUAUUGAAUAUAUGACAGAAAUGGGAGAUCAUCUAUGAUCUUAAUUUGAUAUAGACUUAUCAAAUUUACUUUAUUGCCAUGUUAAAAUAUACAUCUUUAUGAGACACAAAGUUUGAAGAAGAUGAAUUCUUGAUACAGUUUUUAUUUCGGCAGUUAUCAAAAGUACAUGUAGUGGCAAAGCAGAUAUUGUAUUGAUGAUUAUGAAAGUGCCUCCAAAAUAUUCUGCACUCGUUUUGCGUUAUUUUCAUAAUUUGUACAGUAUCUCUAAAAUUGAAGUAUUGUAUUUUAUCAUUUGCGGACAUCUAUCUUUGAUUUUACUGUGACAAAUAAUUUUUUACUAGCCAUGAUAACAAAUUAAUGAUUAUGAAAUGGUUUGUGUAUUUUAUGUUUAAAUGAAUACAGCUUUUAUAAUGUAUAGAGAAACUAACUUAAUUCGGCCCAGUCAGGAUGAAUUAACUAGAAAGAAGCACCAUUAAACACAAAUAGAAAAUCAUAGCUGUACCAUCUAAAAAAUCUAAAAUAUUAUGAAUAUUUUGGUUUCAAAUGGAAACAUUAAAAUUUGGGUUCGCUGGAUAACAUUUGUUGAAAGUAUUUCAUAAACAUUUUUUAAAAAUAAAUCUUAUCGGGUUGGCUAAAUGGACGAUGUUAACUUUAAUUGGUUCAUUCAUAUUAACAUUUCCUGAAAAGGAGAAAAUAUAUAACUCUGUCAUGGUAUGUGCAAUUUAUUUCAUUCAAAGUAUAAUUUCAGUGAUUUUUUUUACGAUUUUCCAUAGGUAUAGUCUACCCUUCACUUACGUUUAAAAACAUAUCUGUUUUGUCGGAUUCUUUUAUUUCUUAGUCAUUUUAUAGCCUUUGCUGGUAAUGUUUAUUAAAUUACUUUAAUAUACCAGAUUAUCAGAAUAUAUUUCAAUACUGCAAUAUUUUAGCCACAGUUAAUGUAUAUUUUUUAAUCGGUUUCCAUGAACUACGGUAUAAUAAUACGCAUUCACUGCAUGGUAAUUAGGGUUGUACAAAUAUUCUUGUUACUCAACUUAUUAUUAAUAUUAAAUUUCUGUUAUCGAUA